AUGGAAGGGAAAAAGAACGAAGAGAAGUCCUUCUGCCAAUUGGCACAAGGUAUCUGGAGCCAAAAUAUCUCCAUGGAUCAAAAUAAUUUUAUUGAAUUGUUUGCCUCCUUGUUCAUUGAUGAAUUGUAUCCAGCGCGCAGGGCGGGCCAGCAGCCACCGAGGGUCCCCCGGGGGCUGAAGCGCAAGCCGGGGUGGUGGUGGUCCCGGGCAAGGGAGAGACCCCCCCCCACUCCUCUAGCGGGGUCUGCCGAAAGGCGACGGCGGCUCUUACGCGCCCGGCAGGAGAAGGAGAAGCCCCGAGGGGCGCUUCCUGCAGGGAGACCCCCUCCUCCAAGCCCGGAGGGCAGGGCGGAGGCUUCCCUGGGGGGGUCCCGGACGGCCAGAGUCCCAGCCGCCGAAGGAACGGGGAGUCGAGCCGGCGGACGGUCGCGCGUGGACAGCGGCCGCUCCGGAGACCCUGGUGGAGCUGCAGACAGAGACCCGCGGACGGAGGAGCCGAGGGAGGGUCGCGCGUGGACAGCAGCGAGUCCCGAGACCCCGGUGGAGCUGCGGAGCGGGAGCCGCGGACGGAGGAGCCGAGGCAGGGUCGCGCGUGGACAGCGGCGGCUCCGGAGACCCUCCUGGAAGUGCAGACCGGGAGCCGCGGACGGAGGAGCCGAGGGAAGGUCACGCGUGGACAGCAGCGAGUCCGGAGACCCUGGUGGAGCUGCAGACAGAGACCCGCGGACGGAGGAGCCGAGGGAGGGUCGUGCGUGGACAGCAGCGUCCGGAGACCGUAGUGGAGCUGCGGAGCGGGAGCGGCGGACGGAGGAGCUGAGGGAAGGUCGCGCGUGGACAGCGGCGGCUCCGGAGACCCUCCUGGAAGAGCAGACCGGGAGCCGCGGACGGAGGAGCCGAAGGAAGGUCUCGCGUGGACAGCGGCGGGUCCAGGGAGACCCUCGUGGGACUGCGAAGCGGGAGCCGCGGACGGAGGAGCCGAGGGAAGGUCGCGCGUGGACAGCGGCGGGUCCAGGGAGACCCUCGUGGGACUGCGAAGCGGGAGCCGCGGACAGAGGAGCCGAGGGAGGGUCGCGCGUGGACAGCGGCGGCUCCGGAGACCCUCGUGGAGCCGCGGACCUAGACCUGCGGACGGAGGAGCCGAGAGAGGGUCGCGCGUGGACAGCGGCGGCUCCGGAGACCCUCCUGGAAGUGCAGACCGGGAGCCGCGGACGGAGGAGCCGAGGGAGGGUCGCGCGUGGACAGCGGCGGGUCCAGGGAGACCCUCGUGGAGCCGCGGACCUAGACCCGCGGACGGAGGAGCCGAGAGAGGGUCGCGCGUGGACUGCGGCGUGUCCUCCGCCGUCGGGGCCGCUUCCGACGGCCGGCCGAGGCCAAGCGGCGGCCGCAGCCCCCGGCAUGGCCCUGAAGGAGGGCGGCGGCCCCGGCGCCUCCACCGUCCCCCCCACCACCACCAUCCUCCCCAUCAGCGAGAUGGUCUCCGGCUGCUCGGCUGCCGUCCCGGCGUCGGGGGCGCCGUCGGGCCCGGCCUUCCCCGAGGUGGUGGAGCUGAACGUGGGCGGCCAGGUCUACGUGACCCGCCACUCCACCCUGCUGAGCGUGCCGGACAGCAGCCUGGCCCAGAUGUUCUCCCGGGGGCCCCGCGAGCUGCCCCGCGACAGCCGCGCCCGCUUCUUCCUCGACCGCGACGGCUUCCUCUUCAGGUACGUGCUGGAUUACCUGCGCGACAAGCAGCUGGCGCUGCCCGAGCACUUCCCGGAGAAGGAGCGGCUCCUGCGGGAGGCCGAGCACUUCCAGCUGGCCGGUCUGGCCCAGCUGCUGGCGGCCCGCGGUGCCCCGCGCGGCUCGCUGAACGACGAGGGCUGCCCGAGCGACCCGGAGGACGGCAGCUCGCCCGGCGGUGUGGAGCUGCCGGCGGCGCUGCCGUCCGCGCGGGCCGGCGAGAGGCGCUCCGGUUUCUUGACCCUGGGCUACCGGGGCUCGGCGGGGGCGGCGGUGCGGGACGGCCAGGCGGACGCCAAGUUCCGCCGCGUGGCCCGCAUCCUGGUCUGCGGCCGCAUCGCCCUGGCCAAGGAGAUCUUCGGCGAGACGCUGAACGAGAGCCGCGACCCGGACCGGCCGCCGGAGAAGUACACCUCCCGCUUCUACCUGAAGUACACCUACCUGGAGCAGGCCUUCGACCGCCUGGCCGAGGCCGGCUUCCACCUGGUGGCCUGCAACUCCACCGGCGCCGCCGCCUUCGUCAACCAGUACAGGGAGGACAAGAUCUGGAGCAGCUACACCGAGUAUAUCUUCUACCGACCGCCCCAGAGAACUGUGUCUCCUAAACAAGAACACAAAGAUGGGAAACACGAAAAGGUGACGGACAAAGGAAGCGAGAGUGGAACUUCUUGCAACGAAUUGUCCACCUCCAGUUGCGAGAGUCAUUCUGAAGCUGGCACGCCUCAAGAGAAUGCUACCAGCACCCAGCAGUCUAUAGGCCACCAGCCCAAUACUCUGACAUUGGAUCGCCCAUCGAAGAAGGCUCCGGUUCAGAAAAUGCCUCCACCAGAUAAGCGUCGAAACAGCGAACUUUUCCAGACUCUCAUGAGUAAGUCCCGAGAAAUAAAUCUUUCCAAGAAAAAGAUCUGCGAGAAGCUCAGCGUUGAAGAGGAGAUGGAAAAAUGCAUCCAGGAUUUUAAAAAAAUCCACAUCCCUGAUGAUUUUCCGGAAAGAAAACGUCCCUGGCAAUCUGAAUUGUUACAAAAAUACGGGCUAUAGUUUUUCGGUAUUGAGUAUCCUGUCCGUGGUGCGUUAGGUGUCUAUUUCAUUGCCGGUUUCUUGUGGGUCUACUCCUCGGAGUUCUGCAGCUUCUUUCUUUCUGUGAACUGGAUGUUGGAUAGGACAUGAGUGGACUAUUUUUCUUUCUUUUUUAAAGGAUAACAAUGAAUUAAAAAUAAAACCUAGAUCCUUUUAUAAUAGUUAACAAAUGCAUGGUCAAGACAUAUGGGGCUUCAGCCUUCUCAUCCAUGGAAUAAAUAUAUCAUCAGAUCGCUCACCAUUUUAUACACAUAAUAGCAGUGAUAUAAAUUUCCAGAGCACAAAAGGAUGGGUCUAAGGAAGGGAUGGGGAACUACAGCCCCCUUUAUGACUUGUGGACUUCAACUCCCAGAAUUCCUGAGCCCAUCAUUUUAAUAGGUAAGACUCAGGUUUUAAGGCAGAGGUGGGGAACUAUGGCCCCCCCUUAUGACUUGUGGACUUCAACUCCCAGAAUUCCUGAGCCCACCAUUUUAAUAGGUAAGACUCAGGUUUUAAGGCAGAGGUGGGAACUAUGGUCCCCCUUAUGACUUGUGGACUUCAACUCCCAGAAUUCCUGAGCCAGCCAAGAAUUCUGGGAGUUGAAGUCCACAAGUCACAACAUGGCCAUGGUUCCCCACCUCUGGUCUGAGGAUACAGGGGUAGAAUUUGGUGCAAACACAUUCUUAAAAGUUAACACAAUGAAGGAAGCUUCCAUUUUGCAUGAGCACAAUAGGAACAAGUAGCUCACACAAGAAAGCAAAAGGUUGCGUGCUGCUGGGAUAAAUAUUUUGUUCGUUGCCAAGAUGAUAACUGUAACAUGCCUUUGGAAUUGAACCUUAGGAGGAUUUGUGUAUGGAUGUGUGUUUGUUUUGUAAGGAUGAUGUAAAUAUGCCUGAUAUUGUUCAACGAUCACACCCGACGUGCAUCUAAUUACUGUUUGCCAGGGUUAUUUCUGUGA
Messenger RNA from Crotalus tigris (Tiger rattlesnake), 3733 nucleotides. RefSeq lists its product as uncharacterized. The record is from RefSeq and is a predicted model, not a curated record. The transcript is spliced from 3 exons. Gene Ontology annotation, molecular function: protein binding. NCBI's taxonomy places the organism in Eukaryota, Metazoa, Chordata, Lepidosauria, Squamata, Viperidae. Gene Ontology annotation, biological process: protein homooligomerization; regulation of G protein-coupled receptor signaling pathway. The coding region runs from base 1 to 2757 and encodes 918 amino acids.